Messenger RNA from Lampris incognitus (smalleye Pacific opah), 1680 nucleotides. It is a transcript of the gene sars2, whose product is annotated as seryl-tRNA synthetase 2, mitochondrial. The record is from RefSeq and is a predicted model, not a curated record. Gene Ontology annotation, biological process: mitochondrial seryl-tRNA aminoacylation. Gene Ontology annotation, cellular component: mitochondrion. Lineage: Eukaryota; Metazoa; Chordata; Actinopteri; Lampriformes; Lampridae. Gene Ontology annotation, molecular function: ATP binding; tRNA binding; serine-tRNA ligase activity. The transcript has 16 exons. The coding region runs from base 2 to 1567 and encodes 521 amino acids.
CAUGGCGACCCGCGUUGGCGCAGCGGCCGCGCUGGGCCACUCGGCUCUACGCGCCCUGAAGCCGGUGGUAAGCCGGUGCGCAAGACCGCCGACAGCUCCGUUCGUUCCGCGUCGUUUCGCUCAUGGCGUCCGGAGCAGUCUGUACGAGCACGUCCGCGAAGGCUACAGCGACAAGCCGGACCUGGACAUGCGGCUGCUGUGUGACGAGGUGGACAAAGUCAUUGGCAACGUGGAGAGCAGGAAAGGAGAUCUGCGAGCGGACGAUGUCCGACAAAUUGUUUGUGUGUGGCAGCAGCUCCAAGCAAUAAGAGGGGAUAUUUUUGAAUUAGAAGAACAAAAGACACAAAUCAGCAGCGCAGUCAGAGCACUAGUGAACAAAAAUGACAAGAAGAGCCUCGCAAAUCUUCCAGAAUACAAUGAGGCUCGCCAGGAAGGUCGAGAGAUCCGCACAAGGCUGAGUCAGCUCUACCUUAAGGAGAAGGAACUGGAACAGACGCACUACGAACGAGCACUCAGACUGCCCAAUACCACACACCCUGAUGUGCCAGUUGGAGAUGAGAGCCAAGCAAAAGUGGUUGAAGUUGUUGGACAAAAGCCAGUGUUUGACUUCGAACCCAGAGGCCAUUUGAAACUAGGGGAGCAUCUGGGCCUUAUCAGACAGAGGCAUCUAGCUCAUGUUUCAGGUCACAGGUCAUACUAUCUGAGGGGUGCUGGAGCCAGACUACAGACUGCUUUACAGAACUUUGCCCUGGACAUGUUGCAGCGGCGGGGCUUUAUUCCAAUGAUUGUACCGGACAUGCUGAGGGGCGCCGUGUUUGAGGGAUGUGGGAUGCAGCCCAACGCUCAUCAGUCUCAGGUCUACUCACUGGACCAAACCCGCUUCCCUGACCUCAACCUAGCUGGAACUGGGGAAGUGGGGGUGGCAGGUUACUUUAUGGACCAUGCCGUGAACUUGAAGGAUCUGCCUGUCAGGACAGUCUGCAGCAGCACGUGCUACAGAGCAGAGACCGACACGGGUAGAGAGACAUGGGGGCUCUACAGAGUCCAUCAUUUUAACAAGGUGGAGAUGUUUGGUGUAACAGCGAAUGAGACAGGAGAAGAGAGUCAUCAGCUCCUGGAGGAGUUCCUCUCUCUGCAGAAGGAGAUCUUCUCCUCUCUGGAACUACACUACAGAGUCUUAGACAUGCCAACACAGGAACUGGGUGCUCCAGCCCACCGGAAGUAUGACAUUGAAGCUUGGAUGUCAGGGAGGAAUAGCUAUGGAGAGAUCUCCAGCGGAUCCAACUGCACAGACUACCAGAGCAGGCGCCUCAACAUUCUGUAUGAGUUAGAGGACGGCAGUCUGCAUUAUGCGCACACAGUGAAUGCUACAGCGUGUGCCAUCCCCCGGACUAUUAUUGCUAUCCUGGAGACUCACCAGACCAAAGAAGGAACAGUGCGAGUACCCCAGGCCUUGCAGCCGUACUUGGGUCUAGAAGUAAUUGAGAAGCCAAACUACACUCCGCUGAAAUACAUUGGACCCAAUCAGACUAGCCGCCCACCCAGGCCUGUUCCAAAGACCAGAUGACACACACAAAUGUGGAGACAUGAAACCAGUACUGUGUAACAAGCAUACUCAACCACCAAAGUGGGAGCAAGUUAUAUCACAACUCUGUCAAUUUAGGAAGUAUUUUAUUUUUU